CUUGUUCUCCAGCUAUGGAAAAGGCCAAAGAAGCGAAUUGACGCUGCUGAAAUGCUGAGAAUUCGGAGCCAGGAUCAUCAAAGCCGGCAGCAUGGCCUUGGUCUCCAACUCCAGGGACGAGGCAAGUAUCUUGGCUGAAGCCUUCAGCUUUGUUGCAGAGCAUCGCUUCUACUUGCGCAAGGCGGUGGAUCAUGGGGACUUCUACAAAGCGAUUCGUCAUUCUCUUUCACUCGCCAAUGAGUUGCGCUCGUCACAACUUGGUCCACAGAGCUACUACAAAUUGUAUUCCAUGGUUUUCGUAGAAUUGCAAUACCUGGGAGCGUACCUGGUGGAAACAGAGAGGCAUGGCUUCUCUUUGGACGAGGUCUUUGAAAUCGUCCAAUACGAGGGCAACUGCCUGCCACGUCUCUACUUGCUGGUUACAGUGGGGAUGGUGCGAAUGAUCGCCGUCCCGGACGCGACGGAUGAGAUCCUACAAGAUUUGGAUGACAUGGUGAGAGCUGUCCAACAUCCAGUGCGAGGACUUUUCUUGCGUUACUUCCUACUCCAAGCAGUCAAGGACAAACUGCCUGUGCUGCAGAGCGGAAUGAUGGGUGCUUUGAAGUUUUUGCUUGGUACUUUCAAGGAGGUUGUCAUCCUUUGGCAACACCUGCGGGUAGAGGCCAAAGCUGAGAAUGACGCUUGGAAACUGGAUGACCAUCGCUUCUCCUUGCGACUCUUGUUAGGUGCUCAUUUGAUGGAGAUCUCCCGCUUGGAGGGACUUACCACCGCCUUGUAUGCGGAGGUUGUGCUCCCUGAACUUCUGAACUUGGUCCCUGCCUGUGAAGAUGCAGCUGGCCAGGCAUACUUGCUGCAACUGAUCGUUGAGGUUUUUGCGGACGUCUAUCAUCUGGACACCUUGGAGAAAAUCCUCUCCACCUGUGCGCAGGUGCAUUGGUCCGUCGACUUAAAACCUUUAACGCAGCAUCUUCUAAGAAGACUGACCAGCUUUCUUGCGGACAGCAGCCGAUCUGGUGACGGGUGUGCGGAGAUCAGCCCGCGCGAUGUGUUUGGAUUCUUCCAUUCACACCUCAAACAGCUGCACGGUCGCCCGCGGACAUCCGCAACCCCUCUGAGCUCUUUGCUCGAGCUGCAACUGGAGCUUUGCAUGUACGUCCUGGCUCUAAACACAGGCCAGGACUCAUGCAUGGAGCUUCUGCAGAGCACAGUUGCUCUUCUCCAAGCUCCAGGCGUGCCUUCUCCCUUGGAGCCGAAGCUGGCAGAGGCAGUCGUGGAUCUAAUGGCAGCUCCACUGACGCAGGAGAGCCUGGCCUCAGCUGUUUUGGCCAUGCCAUACCACAAGUCGCUUCUGGCCAUGAUGUCACGCAAGAUGCAAGCUCGAGCAGCUUUGGCGGUGGUAUCAGCUCUGCUAGCGGGAGAUGUGAGCAUGCGAGACUGCGAAACAAUCCAAAAUCUCUUUGCGUUGACCGACACCCUUUUGCGCGACGAGACCGGUCGAGAUUUGGGCGAAGAUUUAAGGCACUUGGAGCACGACCCGGUGGUCUUUCGAACUGAGCAGGAGACUAUGGCCCAGUUGAUCCACCAGGUCCGGCAAGAUGAUCCCAAGAUGGUCUUUGAGAUGCUUUCAAUGCUUUGGGAGUAUUUCCAACAGGGGGGACCACACCGAAUCAUCUAUACAGUUCCGGCUAUGGUGGCAGCUGUGCUUCAAUUAGUCGGACGGCUUGGGUCUGAAACGUCGGAUCAGGCGGUUGAGAUCCUUGACUUUACGCAUACAUUGUGCACCAGCCUGGGAACCUUGGCCCCGCAGGAGUCCGUGCGCCUUUGGUUGCUAUCUGCAGCUUGUGCCGACAAAGUAGCGGCAAAAGCAGAGAAAGUUGCAGAGUUAGUCCGACGAAUCUCGAGUUCCAUCGACAAUGUGCUCAUCUGUUUGGACCAAUACAUCCCAGAGCAGGAGGCCCGUCUCCGCGGGCUGCAACUGAUGGUGGGCACGCUGCGGCAGAUGACCGUGGGCUUGGAGGAAGACGAUUUGAAAAUGAUUUGUGGCCGAGCUGUGGCUUUGUCAAGCAAGAUGCUAUCAAAGCGCUAUCAGAGCAAAGCUUUUUGCUUAUGCUGUGAGUUGUACUGGCUGCCGCAUUUGGACUUCCAGGACCCAGACCGGGGUUUGCUUUGCUUGCGGAGAGCUUUGCAGAGCGCUGAUGGUGCAAUCCAUUCAGAUCCCUUGGAUGUCGGCUUGUUUGUGGACAUUCUAAACGAGGUCAUUCACUUGUUUGCUGAGGGUGCCAGCCAGGUCUCUGCUGUACUUCUUAGCAAGAUCCUGGCAUUAUGCGUUCAGCAUGUCAAGUACAUUGGCAACCGAGUUCCGCAGGAGUCGAUGAGAGCGCUACGUUCAGCCAUUUCUAGCCUAGCUGCCAAGCAGAAAGAGUCCAUGGAGGCAGUGAUGGUCGGAGAUGUGUACAUUCCAUACUUGGAAAUUGAUCUCCGAUCAGCGGAGCAGCUUCCCACAGAGCCCAGUGUGAAGACAUUUGUGACAUAGAACCUCUGAAAAGGGAGGCUGUUUCAGUGACUUUGAGUCCCUAGAAAUGGGGCCCGCGCCCUGUGUGGCUGCCGUAUUGGUUUGGAAUAAGUGUGGAUUCGUGCCAAAGAGAGCCGAAAGCUACGCAUCGCUUGAAAUCAUAUUGUGCUUCACAUAAAAGAGCUGCUGC
Cladocopium goreaui is the source of this 2702-nucleotide messenger RNA. The record is from the annotation of a GenBank genome assembly. Lineage: Eukaryota; Dinophyceae; Suessiales; Symbiodiniaceae.